AUGGCUUUCCGCAACAGUCCGUGGAGGAACCACAACAGCACCUUCCCCGUCAAAGAGUCUUACAUCUCGGAGCAAGGAGAAACCAUAAUUGGCAUCUACCUGCUGAGCCUGGGCUGGUUAUCCUGGUUUGGAAACAGUGUGGUGAUGUUUGUGCUGUUCAGACAGAGGGCAACUCUACAGCCACCAGAUUACCUAACCUUUAACCUGGCCAUCUCAGACGCCAGCGUUUCCCUCUUCGGAUACUCCCGUGGGAUUAUGGAGAUUUUCAAUGUAUUUCGAGAUGACGGUUUCCUCAUCACAUCCAUAUGGACUUGUCAGGCUGAUGGAUUCCUCACGCUGCUCUUCGGUCUGGUGAGCAUUAAUUCACUGACAGUGAUCAGCAUCGUAAGAUACAUCAAAGGCUGCCAUCCAUACAGAGCUCACUGUAUUGGCACUGGGAGUAUAAUGGUGUCACUGAGCCUGAUCUGGGCUGCUGCUCUCUUCUGGUCGGGUGCCCCGCUGUUUGGCUGGGGCAGUUACACAGACCGCCUGUACGGGACGUGUGAGAUAGACUGGGCCAGAGCAAUGUUCUCCACCGUUUACAAAUCCUACAUCAUCUCUGUCUUCACCUGCUGCUUCUUCCUGCCCGUCUCCGUCAUGGUCUUCACCUACGUCUCCAUCAUCAAGACGGUGAAGUCCAACCGCGCGCUGGCCGUAGACGGUGGCGUGGGAGAGCGCCAGAGGAAACUGGAGAGGGACGUCACUCGGGUUUCCAUGGUCAUCUGCACGGCGUUCAUCGUGGCCUGGUCUCCCUACGCGGUGAUCUCCAUGUGGUCAACAAGUGGCCGCCACGUCCCGGCCUUCACCAGCCUGCUCGCCAGCCUCUUCGCCAAGUCCGCCAGCUCCUACAACCCCCUCAUCUACUUCGGCAUGAACUCCAGGUUCCGCCGGGACGUGUGUGCGCUGCUGCCCUGCGCCGCCGGCAAGGAGGGGGUGAAGCUGAAGCGGGUGAAGCGCUGCCCGGAGCUGGAGAUGGGGAUGAGCCCGGAGCCCGAGAGAGCCGCUGCUACCGGGGCCGCUGCCGGAGCCCAGCUCCCGGGGACCAGCGACAUGGAAUGGUCCCACCUCCCCAACAGCCAGAACUCGGGCUACGAGUGUGAGAGGUUGUAG
Messenger RNA from Amblyraja radiata (thorny skate), 1149 nucleotides. Its product is annotated as opsin-5-like. Lineage: Eukaryota; Metazoa; Chordata; Chondrichthyes; Rajiformes; Rajidae. The transcript has 6 exons. The coding region runs from base 1 to 1149 and encodes 382 amino acids. The record is from RefSeq and is a predicted model, not a curated record. Gene Ontology annotation, cellular component: membrane. Gene Ontology annotation, biological process: G protein-coupled receptor signaling pathway. Gene Ontology annotation, molecular function: G protein-coupled receptor activity.